UCUCCAACAACCUUAAUUGCUCUCACUUUAACCAUUUUCAUAAACCAAACAAAAAAGGGUUACUCAAAAACUCCUUUUUUUCACAAACAUGUCUUCCUCAGAGUGUGUGUUUGAGUUGGGCGUGGAGUUCUCAGAGGCCAACAAUGUUCUUCUCAUGUCACUGAUGGAAGAAACACAGGAGGAAGAGUAUUAUCAUGGUGAUGAUAGACUUGUGAGUAUGAUUCAGUCAUUGGAGGCUGAGAUCGGUGACACCGAAAUAGCUCAAAUGGAUGAUCAAGAUUGCUCCACGUCAGACAGUGAGGCUGAUCAUUGGGCUGAGAUGAACAUCAUCUCUUCCUUUCCCUUUGAUGAGAUGAAUUCAUGGAUGCCUUGUGGAGAUGAGAUGAUGGAGCAUGCACCAAUGGAAUAUGAAGAAGCAAGUUAUAUUGAAGAUUUUCAGCUGUGCUAUGGACUUUUCUUGCAGCAACAAUAUAGAGAAACUAAUUAUUUUGAACAAGGGCCAAGUGAUGUACUUUUCUCAAAUUAAUUAACAUAUAGCAGAUCAUACUUGGAAAGAGAAGAUGAUUAACAUGGUUUUCUAGCUACUUUAUAAUUAAUUUUUGGAGGUGUCUUUUAAGUACAUGUUAAUGCCAAACUUUUUAUUUUUA
Molecule: messenger RNA, 647 nt
Organism: Vigna umbellata (rice bean)
Lineage: Eukaryota; Viridiplantae; Streptophyta; Magnoliopsida; Fabales; Fabaceae
Source: RefSeq, a predicted model, not a curated record